ACCUGGUACUGGGAGAGAGGGGGCUCCACGCUGCCCGCGCUGGGGCCUCGGAGGCGAACCACCAAGAAGGCGCUGUCCUCUGCGUCCCACAGAAAGAGCUCCCCUCCGAGGCCGAAGACCAGGUUUCUCGUCAGCAAAUGCGGCGGCAGAGGAGGGCACGAGGGAGAAGUCGAAGCCGCUGGUGUCUCCGCUUCGGCUGGACCCUUGUGUUUCAGGCCCUCGCGGAGCCGCAAGAACACGACGUGGUUAGGGAGCCAGCUCUGCCACAGCUCGCCAUCACCCGCAGGCCCCUCGGCAGCCGCCAUCUUGAAGCCAACAGCCCUCGGUUCUGGGAGCUCAGCCCCGCCGCGGCGCGUAGCCAAUCCGCGACCAGCACUUCACGGCUUCAGCCUAUCAGCGAGCGGGAAUCCCGAGGGAUGGGCCGCCCCCUAGGCAGGCAUCACUAGAGGAAAGCCAAACUACAGCGCCGCAGAAUGACGCCAAAGUGGGCGGGGCGGGGGUUAGAGACGGCUUUGGAAGGCCAGUGCGUAGGGUUAAGAACGGGAUGUGUGUAUCUAAUUGUCUACUGACGCCUCCCUCUGGAUAAACUCAGAACUUUCACUCAAGACUCGCCUCCCUCAGCCCAGAUGGCGUUGACUCCUCAACAGUCACGACUUCAACCAUCCUUGGAUUUCCUUCCCUAAGCCUGUCUCUGUGAGGGGAUAGACACCAGAGAGUUCCUAGAAGACCUUAGGACCUGAAGGGCAGUCACGGCCCAGAAACUAGAACUUCCGGAAUCCUUUGCGCGCGGCUAGGGGGCGGGGAUUUGGGAGCCAUCCCCGGUUAAGAGAUGGCCGAGUCCUCGGGGUCUCCGCACCGCUGGUUGUACAAACAAGUGGGCUCGCCGCCUUGGAAAGAAGCUUUCAGGAAGGGAUGUCUCGAGAGAAUGAGAAACAGCCGGCACAGGCUCCUGAACAAGUACCGCCAGGCUGCAAGUGGUACACCAGCGAGCGCCUCAGACAGAUUGCUUGUGCAAGAAGUGAUGGAGGAAGAGUGGAAUUCUUUGCAGUCAGUAGAGAAUUAUCCAGAGGCCUUGAUUCAGUUGGGACUGCCAGGGGACCUAGCUGUGCUGCAGGACAUCGAACAGGAGCUGUGUGAUGAAGAAAAGUCCAUCAUAAGCGAGUAUGAGAAGAGCUUGCAGUUCGAUGACAACUGUCUCAGCAGCAUGCUGGCUGAGUGGGAAGCAAACCCCCUCAUCUGUCCUGUGUGUAUAAAGUACAACCUGAGAAUAAUGAACAGUGUGGUCACGUGUCCGUGUGGCCUGUACAUCCCAUGUCACUCUCCAGGGUUGACAGAGCAGAAGCUUCGUACCUGUUUGGAGGAUAACAUAAAUGAGCACAGUGUACACUGUCCCCACACACCUGAAUUUUCAGUCACCGGUGGAACAGAAGAAAAGCCCAGUCUUCUAAUGAGCUGCCUGGCUUGUGACACUUGGGCUGUGAUCCUCUAGUCAUCCUGGCCUCACACUUCACUGCUGGGCUGACAACAACUCAUUCCCUCUGAGAGGGCUUCUGCAUGCACAAGCCUCUUGUAUAUAACUUAUUUUGCAUUAAAACUGUUCAAACAUCUA
This is a messenger RNA of Onychomys torridus (southern grasshopper mouse), 1609 nucleotides long. RefSeq names its product RPA interacting protein (gene Rpain). Bases 830 to 1489 code for a protein of 219 amino acids. The record is from RefSeq and is a predicted model, not a curated record. Lineage: Eukaryota; Metazoa; Chordata; Mammalia; Rodentia; Cricetidae. Gene Ontology annotation, biological process: protein import into nucleus. The transcript has 7 exons. Gene Ontology annotation, cellular component: PML body; nucleus.